UGAUGUAUCACUCCAGAACGGUAGGUGUCAGUAAUCCAACAGAACUUGGACUGCCUGUCGUGAAAAGGAAAAGAAGAAGUAUUCUGCCCUUGACAACAACAAUGGCGACUGCCACAAAAAUUAUCCAGAGGCUCAGAAAUCUUUUAUCCGGGGUGAGCCAUAUAUCUCUUUAUAUUGUGUAUUUAGUGCAAGUUGUUAACUUAAUUCUAGGUCCCUACACGUUUUAAGAUUUUAAAAGCCUGUCGAACUGGCUAAGGAAACACAGCUAACGUUAUCUAGCUUGUUAGCUAGCUUCUUAGCUACUUUAGUUGGCUAACGAACAUUGCAUGUUAGCAAUAGAAGACUCUUUGAAAAGCAAGUUGUUACUUUUAAUUAACCUGCUCAAAUUUACACAGCAUGAUCUGCAAGCAAAGCUCCAGUUGCGUUACGGUGAGAUUGCAAAGAGGUAAGUGGCAAGUCAUUAAUGUCUUGAAUGUUUAAUAGCUAAUAAUCCAUUUAGGCAGGAAGUUUUCUGCAGGUUUUGCAUGACAAUCAAUUGGGAGGUACGGAUGGUGUUUGCACUAAACUGUUUGUACUCUAUAUAUAGAAGGAGUAGGCCGACACUUUGUAAAUGCCACACAAUCUUAGUUUCAAUCUUUUGUGCAGGACCCAACCACCCCCCAAACUUCCAGUUGGUCCCAGUCACAAGUUUGCCUUCAAUUACUAUAAUGGCAGAGAUGGGCGUAGAGAGUCUGCACCAGCCACCAUCGUGAUGUCCAGUCAAAAAGCCCUCGCUGCUGGGUGAGUGGGACAUUAAGAAAGUCUAUGACAGUCUAUGACACAAAGGCUAUGGCAGUUCGAUAAGUGUUGGGAUUCCAUCCUCCUCUGGCUAGUCAGGUGGAGGUUGAGUGCAUAUGACUUCUUUACUGUUUGUCCUCAGGUGGCUUCCCUGCCCUUGCCUCCUGUCCCUCCUAUUGCCAUGGGUACACCUUCCUGAAAACAAUGGCACUAUACUUUACUUAAACCUCUGCCAGUUCAUGUCCUUAAAGACACACUGCAUUCUCCUUUUCAUUUGAUUUACUUAACAAAAGGCCCAUCUCAAUAGGUGGUCCAGGUAUGACAUGACAUGGCGCAAGUGGGGGGGGUGGUGGUGGGGGGGGGGUUUCCUCUAUUGUUCCCACAAGCAAGGGGGGAGGCAGAUAAUAAUAAUAUGCCAUUUAGCAGACACUUUUAUCCAAAGCGACUUACAGUCAUGUGCGCAUACAUUUUUACGUAUGGGUGGUCCCGAGGAUCGAACCCACUACCCUGGCGUUACAAGCGCCAUGCUCUACCAAUUGAGCUACAGAGGACCACACAGAUGAGAGUAAACCCAUCAGACCAACUCCUUGAGACUUCAAGAGUUGGCCAUUCUAGUUCACGAUUUUGCCACAAAUUUGCAAAGUUUUUGCCGUCACAGACACAUUUUCAUGAUUGGGGUGAAAUCUUAUGAACUUGGGCUAGGAUCAGUACGUCGGGACUCAUGUAGUUUGAGCGGGUCAAGGACGCACCGAUGAUGGCUGUUCCGUUCUCCAUACCCCUGUCGGAUGUCCUGAUAAUUUUCUGAAAUGUUGGUUGUACAUCUUGUAGUAUGAGCAGUGCUACGAUGCGAUUGGGCAAGAACUACUGCCAGUAGUCAUUGCGUACUCAGCAUGUGAGACCAAAACAAUAUUGGCGAAGAGGAAAGCAACAACAAGCACCAUGUGGACCGAGGUGAUGGAAGACACAUUGGUGGAGCUGUGGAGAGAACGCAGCUGACUUUUCAAUAUUAAACGUUUUAUAUUACCUUCAAUUCCCUCUGUAGAAUAGAAAGUUAAUAUUGUCCACAUCUGCCCAACCAUUUGCGGGUCCAUAUUCUGCCCCUCCAUCUCUUUUUUGAUGUUUCUGUACAUAAAUAAUGUGCACACUAAUAAAGCAGCUCGCUGUUUGAUUGUCAGCAUUUUCUUCCUAUGACAACAGAGAAACGCAGGGCAGGAUCAACUAGGGAAUCGUCUUGUAAUGUGAGCACCUACAUCCUGGGGUUGAGGAUGGACGGAAUGAAAGAUUUGGGACAAGGAAAUCGGGAAAUGUGAGCACUUCCAAGUUGUUAAAGGGAUAAUCCACCCCCAGAAAUAGAAAUCAUCAAUUUGGUGAAAGCCUAUGUUCCAUCUGUGGGUAAAAUAGAAGUUAAAUCAUGGUGAAAUUUUUUAAGUGGUCUGUCUGAAAUCAGUUAAUUGUGUAGGAACGUGUCAUAGCUAUAGUGUGUCAUCCUCUAUCACAUUUCAUAAUGCUUUUAUACAUUUACAUUACAUUUUAGUCAUUUAGCAGACGCUCUUAUCCAGAGCGACUUACAGUUAGUGAACACAUAUAUAUAUAUUUUUUUAUACUGGCCCCCCCGUGGGAAUCGAACCCACAACCCUGGCGUUGCAAACGCCAUGCUCUAUCAACUGAGCUACAUCCCUGCCGGCCAUUCCCUCCCCUACCCUGGACGACGCUGGGCCAAUUGUGCGCCGCCCAUGAAUCUCCCGGUCGCGGCCGGCUGCGACAGAGCCUGGAUUCGAACCAGGAUCUCUAGUGGCACAGUUAGCACUGCACUCCAAAUCGUCAAAUCAGCCAAAAGAUGGUAUGGGUAUACAUCAGUCUAUAUAUUCAUGACAAAGUAUAUAUUUUUGUCCAAGAUGGCCUCAAAGUACACAGUCAGAUCCUUCAUCUACCUCUUGUCUCCUUGCUAGCAGACUCGCAGGCCCAUUGCCAUAGCAACCACACUGACUCAAAGUUUUGAGCUAGAAAUGCGAUCUCUACCAACUUCAACAUGGUGUAACUCCUAAAUUGAUACUGCAGUUUGUUUGAGGGAUUUUACACCUAGCUAUCUACUUCCCAUGCUGAUAUUGACUUUGGUAUUAGUGUGUGCAUGGGCAUGAAUCUUUAGCACGAGCCCUACCCAUGCCCGAUUGCUUCGGCCAAAUUUAAGGCCUGGUCCUGCCCGAAACCAGAAAUAACUUCCUCCAUUAGUAAAUCCAUUAGCUACUCCUGUCUGUCGCUCACAAAUGUACCCAAAUGUAGUUUUAUGAUUAGUAAAUGCCAUAAUUUAGUUAUUUUGGUAAAUACUUCUCCUUAUGAUCUGACAUUGUAUUUUUUCAAAGCCAUUUUAGCUGUCGCGCUAGCUGUUCGGUGGCUAAUCAAGCUAUACACUGAGUAUACCAAACAUUAGGAACAGCUUCCUAAUAUUGAGUUGCACCCCACCCUUUUGUGCUCAGAACAGCCUCAAGUCCUCAGGGCAUGGACUCUACAAGUUGUGGAAAGCGCUCCACAGGGAUGCUGGCCCAGCUUGACUCCAAUGCUUCCCACAGUUGUCAAGUUGGCUGGAUGUCCUUUGGGUGGUGGACCAUUCUUGAUACACAUGGGGGAAACUGUUGAGCGUGGAAAAACCCAGCAGCGUUGCAGUUCUUGACACAAACUGGUGCGCCUGGCACCUACUACCAUACCCCGUUCAAAGGCACUUAAAUCCUUUGACUUUCCCAGUCACCCUCUGAAUGGCACACAUACACAAUCCAUGUCUCAAUUGUCUCAAGGCUUAAAAAUCCUUCUUUAACCCAUCUCCUCCCCAUCUCCUCCCCUUCAUCUACACUGAUUUGAAGUUUUUAACAAGUAAUAUUAAUAAGGGAUCAUUGCUUUCAUCUGGAUUCACCUGGUCAGUCUGUCAUGGAAAGAGCAGGUGUUCUUAUUGUUUUGUACACUGUGUAUAUUUGGAUUAUAGUGAAUAUCUUUGACAGUAUUAUACAAUAUCGGUGUACAUUUGAUUUAGCUAGAGAAUUUACUCUAUACUGUAUUUUACCAUCAUUUUUUAAUACACAUUUUUAGUUUAGUUUUUUUUAAAACAAUACAGAUGCACACAAACAUCCACAUCACACCUGCCCAGACCCACCUGCUCACACCCCCAUCUCCAGCGCCCGUAUCACUCUCCGCCACAUGGCCUCAAACUGCACCAUUUUGUUUCUCUCCGUCGCCAACUCCGUUUCAACAUUUAGAUAAUAAAGCUUCUGACCUUUCCUUUGUGGAAAGCUCCAGGCCUCCUGUAGCUCAGUUGGUAGAGCGUGGCGCUUGCAACGCCAGGGUUGUGGGUUCGAUUCCCACGGGGGGCCAGUAUGAAAAAUGUAUGCACUCACUAACUGUAAGUCGCUCUGGAUAAGAGCGUCUGCUAAAAUGUAAAAUGUUAACGAUGGAGGAUUGGUUGAUUUCCAGUUAAGUAUGUUUUUCAAGAUGAUUGACGAGAAAAAUAUAGUCCAACCCAUCGGGUAUCUCACUGCACCCUCAUAUGCCAUGUCUUGAAAUAUGCAGACAGACGGAUUAAAAGUACAUUUACAUUGUAAUACUUCUGACAGCCAACAUUCUAACUCUGCCCAUAACUUUUGUACUUUAUAGCAUUCCCAGAAGGUAUGGAUUGAGUCAUUGUUAGUUUUACACUUAAGACAUGACUCUACCAUUGUGCUGUAGAAUUAGUGAAUGUUGUCUCGUGUAAUACAUUCUAUAUAUUAGCUUAUACUGGAUUAAGUGUGGAUUUUCGUUAACUGUAAUUUAAUUAGUUAUGUUCCAACAUUCCCUCCAUCUUGUGCCAAUAUCAGUUCUUUUUCAUUCUUGAUUCCAGUAGUUUAUAUUUUUUUCGUAAGAGAUUGUCAGUUGGAUAGGCUCUCUGCGAGGUUUUAUACAUCUUACCUACAAUAUGAAUAUCCUUUUCUGACUCAAAUAGGGUUUCCUCAAGAUUACUCUUGAUUCCCAAAAGAUUUCAAAUAGAAAUUUUGUGAUAUGUAACUUUUAAGUUGCAUGUAUUGGUCAGUCCAAAAUUGCUUUUUAAUUCUGUCAUGGAAAUAAAUGUAUUUCCUAUUACCAAGUCAUUUACGGUUUCUAUGCCUUUAGUUUUCCAUGUAGACACAUUUAAUCGGUGAAUUCUGAAAAGCUAUCCAAGGAUUGUUCCAUAAGUUUGUGUUUUUAAGGAAUGAAAUUGGUUCUUGUAGAAUACAUUUCAUUUUCUUUCAUAUUGUUAUAGUUUUCUUAACUAUGAAGUUGUUAAUGUUAAUAGCUUUAUCCUUAGAAAAUAGACAUGUUAAAAGAUUCUGGGGAUGAGCAUGCGCAUCUUCAAUAUGUACCCAUUGUUCUUCUUUAGUGCAUUAAACUACUGUAUAUGGGCUCCCGAGUGGCGCAGUGGUCUAAGGCACUGCAUCUCAGUGCUUGAGGCGUCACUACAGACCCCUGGUUUGAUUCCAGGCUGUAUCACAACCGGCCGUGAUUGGGAGUCCAAUAGGACGGCGCGCAAUUGGCCCAGCGUCGUCCGGGUUUGGCCAGUGUAGGCAGUCAUUGUAAAUAAGAAUUUGUUCUUAACUGACUUUCCUAGUUAAAUAAAGGUACAAUUACAAAAUAAAAUAAAAAUAUGUCGCAAGUAAAAGCCAUGGGUGGAGAGUUGAUACAAUUCCAAGUCUGGAAGGUUAUAACCACCCUCAGACUUAGGAAGAUGUAAAACGUUCCUUUUUAUUCUAUGACUUUUAUUUGCCCAUAUAAAGUCUUAUGACAGAGUAUACAUUUUUAAAGAAUGUCUUCGGUGGGGUAAUUGGUAUUACUGAGAAUGAAUAUAAAAACUUAAGGAGCCAUGCCAUUCUGAAGAGGUUUAUUCUACCUGUAAGAUUUAUGGGAAGAUUGUUCCAUUUAAUGAGAUCCGUUUUCAUAUUGUUGAUUAAUGGGAUAAAGUUAUCUUUAUAUAUUUGUUUGCUGUCACUUAUUAAGCAUCCUAAGUAUUUUAUAUUUUUUGUGGUCUACUGAAAGGAUUGCUGUAGAUCAUGAGUUAUUCUUUAUUUUUCCUAUUGCCAUUAUCUGGGGUUUUCCACAUACAUUUUAUAUCCUGGGUAUUCAGAUUUUUUUGUUGUUGCAAUUUCAUCAGAUAAUGUGUGUAUUUUUGCUUUAGGACAUUUAUAUAAUAUUUUUAUUAGAAUGUAUUAUUUCAGCUUGAAAGUUGAAAGCUUCCAAAGUUUUGAAUAGAAAAGGCCAUUCAAGAUGGUCUAAGGUCUUUUCGGCACCAACAGCCAUUAUUGAUAAAUCUUUGUUUUUUAGCGUAUUGUAUUAAACUGUUUGUGUCUAUUAAAAAAUAUAUAACUUUAUUUUCCUGGUUUUAAUGUAACUGAAAUAACUGUUUUGAUAAAUGGAACUAGGAAGCACUGAAUUGAGUGACGUGUUGUCAUUUGUCGAAAUAGGGGCGCUACUGUGUCCCAAAAUGUUAAAUAGAAUUCUAUGGGAAAGCCUUCCAUUCCUGGUGCUUUUCUCAGCGCGAAUGUCUUAAUGUUCUUUUUUGUCUGCUGAUAAUUGCUUCAGGGUGGUUGAGUCCAAGAAGGCUGUAGGAUCAGUCCAACUGUUUAAUUCUGAUUUUAUAUAGAUUUUCAUAAAGCUUUUUAAAUGGUCAUUAAUCGCGUUGUUUCUAAUUAACGCAUUUGUAUCUUUUAAAAUUAUAACUGGUUUGGCAGGUAUUCGUUUUGUGAGGGCUGCAAGAUUAUAAUUUUACCAUCUUCUAAAUGAUGUACCAACAUAGUCAUCAACUUAUGCUUUCAUUUUCUUACAGCCAAGCUCUGGAGGUGCCAGCAAAGCGUCCUGUCACACCUGGUAAUGUUCCCAGGGAGCUAACGCUGUCUACAGACCAGCCAUACCUCUGAACAACAACAUCAACAAAUUGUUUCUCUCCUGACUUACUUUAGGCCUGACAGCAGAGCACAAUGUUGCUCUCCCUAUUGUUCAAAACCUGUAAAAUAUCUAAGUGUUAAUAAAUGAUGUAAUGUUCAAAGA
Messenger RNA from Coregonus sp. 'balchen', 6816 nucleotides. The record is from the annotation of a GenBank genome assembly. NCBI's taxonomy places the organism in Eukaryota, Metazoa, Chordata, Actinopteri, Salmoniformes, Salmonidae.